Mytilus californianus (California mussel) is the source of this 751-nucleotide messenger RNA. RefSeq names its product D-aminoacyl-tRNA deacylase-like. Gene Ontology annotation, biological process: tRNA metabolic process. Lineage: Eukaryota; Metazoa; Mollusca; Bivalvia; Mytilida; Mytilidae. Gene Ontology annotation, molecular function: D-tyrosyl-tRNA(Tyr) deacylase activity. The coding region runs from base 65 to 718 and encodes 217 amino acids. Gene Ontology annotation, cellular component: cytoplasm. The transcript has 6 exons. The record is from RefSeq and is a predicted model, not a curated record.
UUUAACUAACCUUGGCAUACUUAUCUCACCUGUUAAAAAUAAAAACAAAGUUUAACUUGUAAAAAUGAAAGCUAUCAUUCAACGUGUUAUGCAAGCAAGUGUGACAGUUGAUGGAGAAGUUAUUAAUUCUAUUGGUAAAGGUUUGUGUGUAUUGGUUGGCAUCACAAGGAAAGAUAAAGCAGGUGAAAUGGACUAUUUAGCUAAAAAGAUAGUAAAUAUACGCUUAUGGGAUGAUGAAGUUAAUGGUAAAAAAUGGGAUAAAAGUGUCAAAGACCUGGGAUAUGAAAUUCUAUGUAUAAGUCAGUUCACUUUAGCACUAGAGAUGAAAGGAAAUAAGCCAGACUUCCAUGAUGCAAUGAAUCCUGAAUAUUCAGAACCAUUUUACAACGACUUCUUAGAUUUGAUGAGAUCCAUGUACAAACCAGAAAAAGUCAAAGGUGGUGUGUUUGGAGGUUACAUGCAGAUACAUAUACAGAAUGAUGGUCCUAUUACUAUACCAUUAGAUACUCCAAGUAGUUUACAGGAUCCUAAUUUUCUGUUAAAGCAGGAGAGGAAGCAAGAGGCAGCGCGAAAAAGAGAUCAGAGGAGUAAAAAUAAUAGUGAAUCCAAAAACUCUGAUAAAAAAUCAAGUACUGUUACAUCACAGGAACCUCCUUCAGAAAUUCAAGAGACAUCAGACUCUUUAAAAAAUGUCAGUCUAUCUCAAGAAGAAACAUAACAUUAUUUAGAGCAAAUAAAAGAAAAUUAUUUA